Molecule: messenger RNA, 1498 nt
Organism: Elephantulus edwardii (Cape elephant shrew)
Lineage: Eukaryota; Metazoa; Chordata; Mammalia; Macroscelidea; Macroscelididae
Gene: BTBD1
Product: BTB (POZ) domain containing 1
Exons: 8
Coding region: 1-1437 (478 amino acids)
Biological process (GO): neurogenesis
Cellular component (GO): P-body; cytosol
Molecular function (GO): protein binding
Source: RefSeq, a predicted model, not a curated record
AUGGCCUCGCCCGGGUCGGCCUUGCCGGGAGAGCAGGCCCCGGGAGCUGAGGAGGAGCAGGGCCCCUCAGGGUCGCCAGCGUCCCUAUUAGGGCCCCUGCUCCCCCUACAGCGGGAGCCGCUGUACAACUGGCAGGCGACCAAGGAGUCCCUGAAGGAGCGCUUCGCCUUCCUCUUCAACUCAGAACUGCUGAGCGAUGUGCGAUUCGUGCUGGGCAAGGGCCGCGGGCCCGCCGCCGCCGGGGGCCCGCAGCGCAUCCCCGCCCACCGUUUCGUGCUGGCGGCGGGCAGCGCUGUGUUCGACGCCAUGUUCAACGGCGGCAUGGCCACCACGUCGGCGGAGAUCGAGCUGCCGGACGUGGAGCCCGCCGCCUUCCUGGCGCUGCUGAGAUUUCUCUAUUCAGAUGAAGUUCAGAUUGGUCCAGAAACAGUUAUGACCACUCUUUAUACAGCUAAGAAGUACGCAGUCCCAGCCUUGGAAGCACAUUGUGUGGAAUUUCUCACCAAGCAUCUUAGGGCAGAUAAUGCUUUUAUGCUUCUUACUCAGGCUCGAUUAUUUGAUGAACCUCAACUUGCUAGUCUUUGUCUAGAUACAAUAGACAAAAGUACAAUGGAUGCAAUAAGUGCAGAAGGGUUUACUGAUAUUGAUAUAGACACACUCUGUGCAGUGCUAGAAAGAGACACACUUAGUAUUAGAGAAAGCCGACUUUUUGGAGCUGUCGUACGCUGGGCAGAAGCAGAAUGUCAAAGACAACAAUUGCCUGUGACUUUUGGAAACAAACAGAAAGUCCUAGGAAAAGCGCUUUCCUUAAUUCGGUUCCCACUGAUGACGAUUGAAGAGUUUGCAGCAGGCCCUGCUCAAUCUGGAAUUUUGUCCGAUCGAGAAGUGGUGAAUCUUUUUCUCCAUUUUACUGUCAAUCCUAAACCCCGAGUGGAGUAUAUUGACCGACCAAGAUGCUGCCUUCGAGGAAAGGAGUGCAGCAUUAAUAGAUUCCAGCAAGUAGAGAGCCGAUGGGGUUACAGUGGAACGAGUGAUCGAAUUAGGUUCACAGUUAAUAGAAGAAUUUCGAUAGUUGGAUUUGGCUUAUAUGGAUCUAUCCAUGGCCCCACGGAUUACCAAGUGAAUAUACAGAUCAUUGAGUAUGAAAAAAAACAAACCUUGGGACAAAAUGAUACUGGCUUUAGUUGCGACGGUACUUCUAACACAUUCAGGGUGAUGUUCAAAGACCCUAUAGAGAUCCUGCCCAAUGUCUGCUACACAGCGUGUGCAACACUCAAAGGUCCAGAUUCCCACUAUGGUACAAAAGGAUUGAAGAAAGUAGUCCAUGAAACACCGACAGCCAGCAAGACUGUGUUCUUCUUUUUCAGCUCUCCUGGAAAUAAUAAUGGUACUUCGAUAGAAGAUGGACAAAUACCAGAAAUAAUAUUUUAUACCUAAGUUAGUACUCAGUACAUCUUGACUAAAUGCUACCAUACAGUCUAGUCUCAAGAUCAUAAAU